AAUGGCAACUUUGGCUUUACGCACCGGAAAGGAGAUUAUGCACAAUGCCGGUUGGGUGCUGGACGAAAAUGAAGAAGCCUGCUACAUAGACAUUGUGGACGAUGAUGAUAAAAAAUCCGACAUUGAUGAAGAAAAUCGGGUCUAUUCAGAAUGGAAUAAUUUGCCAGAUUUAGUGUUAGAACAAAUAUUCACAUAUCUAAAGCCGAGAGAGCGAUACUAUGCAAGUUUGGUUUGUAAACAAUGGCAUCGUGCGUUCUAUUUGCCCACGGUAUGGGACAACUUCCUUGUCGACGAUUGUACGCUGACACGGCAAAAAUACAAUUACUAUUCCGGUUGGCAAUACUGUCUCGAUCAUAUGCGCACACAAAAUUGCCUGGCACGUAUUGGGCGCCAUUUGCGUGGUUUGGAAUUUCGUCCGGAAAUCUCAUUUAAUAAUAUUUAUCAGUUUAUGACGUUGCUGACGUGGAGUAUUAGUCGGGGCUUGGAACCCAAUGGGCCACAGGAUAUGAAGGGAAUGGGUUCACGUAUACGUUCGCUGGUUUAUAUUUUCCCUUGUAAUAUGGCACAAGCUGAUGAUCCGGAGGGAAUUAAAUUAUUUGGUACUGGUGGCCAGUUGUUGAAGGGUUUGAAGGAUCUCUUAUCGAAAUUGACAAAUUUGAGAACUCUGAAAUUGGUGGAUUUUGUAUUGGAACGUUAUGAAGCUAAACAUUUAUUAGAUGAGGUGCUGGAUGCGUGUUGUACGAAAAUGAGGGUGCUGAAUUUGGUGAAUGUCACAUCGUUGCAUUGCCCGAUUAUGCAUGUCGGGUUGUUUUUGAAUUUGCAGGAAUUAACAAUUUCCCCCCAAAACAUAGAUGAUGAUGUCCUGAUGCUCUUGGCCGACACAAAAUUGAAACAUUUAUUUUUACUGCAAAACUGUUAUACUACCUCCUAUUUGGCCAUUGCCCAUUGUAGUGUUAAGGCUUGGCGCAUGGUCAAACGUGAUAAUCCCGGAUUGAAGGUCCACCUGCGCUUGGAGUCCUUGAAGGAUGGCGAGGUUGUUUUCCAACCCGAGGCUCCUGUCUAUAGCAUAACCUAUAGAGCGCCAAAGACACAGAUCCAUCCUGACACCCUCAUCAAAAUGGUUGAUCACUACAAAAACUCCCUGGCCAUUUAUAGUUUUGAAAUGCUACCGAAAUUCACCAGUCCCAAAUCGUUUCACAAUCGUAUCGAUUCUCUGAUGCUGCUGAUGUGCCGACAAUGUUAUAAUUUAAAUACUUUGGUUAUUCGCGAAAAGGUAUCAACCUCCACGGUGUUGCUAAUAGCCCGAACAGCCAAAAAUCUGAGGCGUCUGCAUGUGCGUCGCUUUGCCACAAUUAUACGCUGUGAUUGGCCCCGCCAUCCCGAGUGGUCGGAUGAAUUUCACAUUUGGCUGAGACGUUCCUGCCGCAGUUAUGAGGCUGUCGAACGUGAAGUAUCACAAAUUUUAGGUUAUAAAUGGCACUUUUUAAGCGAUCAAGAAUUCAAGGCUGUCACGGUGGAUGUUAAAAGUGAAUGGUGAAGAGGAAG
Messenger RNA from Musca vetustissima, 1545 nucleotides. Its product is annotated as F-box only protein 39-like. Bases 2 to 1537 code for a protein of 511 amino acids. The transcript has 6 exons. The record is from RefSeq and is a predicted model, not a curated record. Lineage: Eukaryota; Metazoa; Arthropoda; Insecta; Diptera; Muscidae. Gene Ontology annotation, molecular function: protein binding.